AAGCAUUGACUAUUAAAGAAUGGCAUGAGUAUAUAUUGUUCAUCGUUUACCACUCUACAGAAGAUAAGAAAUUUAUCUUUAAAUUGGAUUCGCAGCAAUUUGUCUUCUUCGCUAAAGUAUAGUAAUAAUUAAAAUUUCAUCUUUUGUACGAGAAGUGAAAAUUGCAUGUAAAGUCGUCAUUAAUUUAGUCAAUUAUUUUCGAACAGGGAUACUUCGAUUUCAUAAAUUGCAUGACGUCUGUUUCGGUCGUCAUCGUCCAAAAAUAUCAAAGGGUUUUGUCGUGUGAAGAUCGGUCAAUGUGCAAUCGUAAAAACUAAACUGUUUUAUUCAAUACAAAAUUGUAUUUGACGUCGUUAUAAUGGAUAAAACAAUAUCGAUAGGCGAUGGGUGGGAGCUUCCACCACUUCGUAGUUUGUACGAUUUUCUUUUGGAAUCUUCACGUUUUCAAUUGCCUAAUUUUAGAGAUUUCGAAAAAUGGGGCAACAGAGUAGUGAACAAUCUUGUAUAUUAUCAAACUAAUUAUCUUUAUAUGUGCAUUGCUAUUUUAUUGGUUGUAGCAUCAGUAAAUCCAAUGAAAAUGAUUGUCGGUAUAUCAACAGUUAUAGCUGUAUGGGGUGAAUGUAUUUAUUUGUUUAAUGAAAGAGAAUCAUUACUCAAAUUUAAAAGAACUUAUCCCCAAGUUGGAGUAAUUCUUACUAUUGUUUGUGCAUCUUAUGCUAUUUAUACUAUAAAUUCGGUACUUUUUGUAUUAUUUGGGAUUUUGCUGUCAAUUUGUGUGACUUUUAUACAUGCAUCUUUAAGAUUAAGAAAUGUGAAGAAUAAACUUGCUAACAAGAUAGAAGGUAUGGGAUUCAAGCGUACACCAAUGGGAGUUGUCUUAAAUUAUUUUGAACAUGCAAGUGGUAUAACCUUACGUACGCAAACGACGUAUGUUCAAUCGCUUCAUUAAUAAUCUGCUUCAUACAACAAAUUGUAACAACGUUUGGCAGUGAAUGUGUGUCAAUAAUAUUUGGAUGCUAUCUAAAGUCACAGAAAAAUAUGUCUGGAUAACUAGGUGAGAAUAUUACAUAUUUUAAAAAUUUCAUAAAUUUGUAAAGAAUCAAAUUACAGCAUUAAUUUACUUAAAUAAGAAUUAUUUUAAUUAUAGUAUUCAUUAUUUAUAAUUAUAAAGUAAUAAUUGUAUUUAAAUAUAGUACUUAAUUUUUAAAUAUAGUAUUUUGACAAACGAAUAUAAAUCGCAAAUAAACUAUAAAUUAUUCUAAAUAUCGUUAUCUUAAAAAUAUGAUAUUUACUGGUGAGUCAUUUUAAACAUACAUUUAACAUAAAUUGUAUUAAUCAUAUGUAUAAUUUCAUAUGGAGUAAUGUAAAUAAAUAAUUUAUAUUAUUUAUACAAUUUAAUUUUAGAAUUUAAUGCCAAAGCAUAAUUUUUUAUUUAAAAAUAUAAAUAAAACUUAUUUAUUUAUGCCAAAAUAAACUUCUUUUUAAUAACGAAAGAUUAUUGAUGAGAAGUUUAGAAAAUUUUUGAUACGGAAUAUGCAAAGAAAUAUUAGAAAAUAAAUGUAUAUGUACUACAACAGUAUAGAAAGCAUAACUGAAAUAUUGUCUCACGUAAAAAGAAAAAAACAUAUUAAAAUUUUUCAAAAUUUAUAUUAUUACAUUAUAAUUUCUACCAUUUAAAAUGAAGAUCAUAAUUUGAUUUUUAUUUGUAUAAAAAACAGUUAAAUUGUUAUAGUUCAUUUUACUAUACAUUUGAUUUGAGAUAUAUAACCGAACUGCAACUAUUAUAACGAUAGUAUUGAAUGUUGGUAAAUAUGAUACAUAAAUGAUAAUUGAAUAUAUAUUUGAUGAUAUAUUUCUAUAUGUUUUAAGAUACGUAAUAUUUGUUGAACUUAUGAUAUAUUCCACAAUGCAUUAGUUAAAACGAAAUGCUCGCGUUAUAUUUUAUCUGUAAUAGAACACAACAUAUUUAAACAUCGCGUCAUUUAUUAAUACGUACAGAUAUACUUACCUAACAAAUCACUAUAUUUUUGUUAUAAAUACUGUAUUUGCUGGAAAUAAAAUUGUAUCCGAUAAAU
Frieseomelitta varia is the source of this 2075-nucleotide messenger RNA. RefSeq names its product PRA1 family protein 3 (gene Jwa). Gene Ontology annotation, cellular component: membrane. The transcript has 4 exons. The record is from RefSeq and is a predicted model, not a curated record. The coding region runs from base 359 to 949 and encodes 196 amino acids. Lineage: Eukaryota; Metazoa; Arthropoda; Insecta; Hymenoptera; Apidae.